CCACGCUGUGCUUGGGAAAGCACCUCGUGCUGGAUUACGCUGAAGGGAAUAUCUGCCUCGGUCGAUUGAAGAAUAGUUUACUCCGUAGUUGUGAAGGCAAUGCUCUCCUCAGGAAGGACUCGCCAUGACGGAAGUCUUUGAGUUGAUACCCUCCAGGCAAGACAAUUUAUGUAAUUCCAAUGCAUGGGCCAUCACACUAGUUCGACCGUCGGUUCCAACCAAGGGACUAAAUCAUAUGGAUCAAAAGACCAACAGGUCGUUCCUAUGUUGCGUCCAUAAUUGGCCCCAUCGCCACAGGGCUUUUAUAUUUCGCCGACCCUCCUCAGCCCAACGGGUGUUGAGAGAUUCACGAUGACCGUCCCUCAGCUAAAUCCCGGGAGGUUUGAGGCUACAUGAUUAUGUCUGGCCUCCUCCUGUCUCUUCAGCUUUGAAUUCCCGACAAGUGUCGCGUCUGUUCUUCAGGGGCGGCCCUCCCCCGCCAUGAUUUCGCUGCUACAAUCUCCCGUGCGGCGGUACGGCCUGUUGGCUGUCUCGGCAAUCAUCCUCCUCGCCACAUUAUAUCGUCUCUAUUUCCACUCAAACCCCCUCCCCCAAGUUGUCCGGCCAAGCGGUAACAGCGCGGACAAUAGCAGCGCCAAGGAGAAAGAAACGGGAGCUGGGCGAUACGGUCAUGACGACCCGGGAGCUGUUCCACACCCGAUCGACGGCUUAAUCCGCAACGCAGAGCAAGAAUGGGACCGCCUCCUCACAAAGCAGGUAUACAACCUUACCGACGCAGCAGCACAAUAUCGAGAGCGCCGCGGUCGCCACCCACCCCCAGGGUUCGACAAAUGGGUGGAACUCGCGCAGCAAAAAGACGCGAUUCUCAUCGAAGACCUCUUCGAUCAGCUCUACGAUGACCUUAGUCCAUACUGGGCCCUGGACCCCAAGGUCAUGCAGAAACAGGCAUCGGAAUGGGAGCCGCGCAUCAUUGUGCGCAACCACACACUCAACUCCGCCGGCCGAACAGGCGUCAACUGGCUGGAGGUCUGGAUGGAUCUCGUCUCAACCAUCGCCGACUUUCUCCCGGACAUGGAUAUCCCUUUAAACGGCAUGGACGAACCCCGCAUUAUCAUUCCCUGGGAAAAGCUCUCGGGAUACCGCGAGAAGGACCGUGCAAGCCAGAAACUGCUCGACCCCGCCACCGCCGUCGACCAGUACAUGGCACUGCCCGCUUAUGACGAGGCGCAUCCGAACGAACCGUUCAAACCCCCUUUCGAUGGCCCCGACAAACCUUUCUGGGAGAUCAUGCGCGACGCAUGUCCCCCCGAAAGCCCGGGACGAAACAGCAACAUCCCUCACAUGGAUUUCGCGAACCCGCCGCCCGAGUUCUUCAAUUACCGCAACUUCUCAAAGACCGGGUAUAUCGAGGAUUUCGAGCGAUCCAAGGACCCAUGCUGGCGCGCAGAGCUACAAGCCCUCCACGGCAGUUUCAUCGAGCCGACAUCCACAUCUACCACGCACGAACUCGUCCCUCUAUUUGGCGGCUCGAAGCUAACAGUCAACAACGAGAUCCUUAUCCCACCAGCCGUAUACUGGGACGACGACCCACGGUACUCAGGCGGGUGGAAGAACCAAGGCGGCUCCUGGUCUGAUAAAAAGGACAUCGUAUACUGGCGCGGAAUCGCCAGUGGCGGACGUAAUCGCGUCGAUACCUGGACAGGCUACCAGCGCCACCGACUCGUCUCCAUGCUCAACGGGACAGAAGUGUCCUUGACAAACGGCUCCAAAUCAGCCGGUAUCAACUUCCGUCAACCGGACUACCAGUACUACAACAUCUGGGCUGGAUUAGACAGCACGUUGCCCGAGUAUCUGAACGAACACUGCGACCUCGGCUUCCUGGACUUAUGCUGCUUUCCCCGUGAAGACGGCAAGCACUGCUCAUACACCGACCCGCAUUACAAGAUCGUGGAAGGCAUGCCCAUGAAGAAAAUGUACCAGUUCAAGUAUCUACCUGACAUCGAUGGGAACUCGUUUAGUGGGCGUUAUCGCGCGUUCUUGUUGUCAACUUCUUUGCCCAUCAAGGCGACCGUAUAUAAGGAGUGGCAUGAUUCGAGGCUUAUUCCGUGGGCACAUUUCGUGCCCAUGGAUUCAUUGUAUAUGGAUAUCUAUGGCAUUAUUCAGUAUUUUAUUGGGUAUAAGGGACGGAAUGGCCAUGAUGGGCAGGCGGAGAAGAUCGCCUUGAAUGGGAAGAGCUGGGCCGAGAAGGUUCUCAGACAGGAGGAUAUGCAGCUUUAUGUCUAUCGGUUGCUCUUAGAGUAUGCCAGGCUGUGUGAUGAGAGGAGGGAUAGUUUGGCAUUUGUGGGUGAUUUAUUAUGAACAGAUCAUGAUGAAUGGUUAACUUUGUAAAAUAAAGCAAUAAAAUGCAUUGAGCUGCUAGAAA
Messenger RNA from Aspergillus caelatus, 2422 nucleotides. RefSeq lists its product as uncharacterized. Bases 481 to 2358 code for a protein of 625 amino acids. NCBI's taxonomy places the organism in Eukaryota, Fungi, Ascomycota, Eurotiomycetes, Eurotiales, Aspergillaceae. The record is from RefSeq and is a predicted model, not a curated record. The transcript has a single exon.